AUGGGGGCCGUGGGGAGGGUGCUGCUGGACGAGAGCCUCCUCUGUGGGGAGGACGUUGGCGAAGGGGACACAUGCCAUCUCCUUCCCGGUGCGGCGAUGUUGCUCCGCAGGCUUCAAUACUCGAAGCUUCGUGUGGUGGGAGACCUAAUUCUCCUAUACUCGUUGACUUCUUUUAACUCCUAUUUCUGGAUUAUUUCUUUGUUUAUUAUCAGAUUAUACAUUGAUCUCUUCAGUCCUAUCACAGAAUUGGGCUCUCCAACUUAAAAUUAAUUGGUUGACGAGGAAAAACGUAUCGCAUGUAGUGAACUUCACAAGUUAAAUUUAGAACUUGUCAACAUGGACAUCAUUUUAUCAUGCCCUCUCACAUGCAUGUGGAUUUUGUUAUGAUUCUUCUCCUUAAGAUCAGAGUGCGAAACCAAAAUUUGGAACUAGGAUAUCAAAAAGAAAUUGCGCAGAAUUUUCGAUAAUGUGAUGCCGUUUGCAUCUUGUUAGUAAAUUGUACAGAGGCCCAGAUAUGUGUGAACUUGCAGAGGUUAUCCUCUACGUUACAUCUUUUGUCUUUCCUAUUCAAACUAAUAAAAAGAGUAUUAGACGCUGUCCAGGAAAUUUAUCUAGGACUCUAUUUACAGUCCUUUGCAGUUCUAAAUUUUGUGGUAUCUGAUGUUCACAAAAAUACAUUGAAAUGUGUAUACAUGAAAUGAAUAUGAGUGAUAAGCACAUUAGCAAAAUUUGGCAUGAUCCCACCGCUGUCCCAUAGUCCAUUCCUUCAGUAGGUCUGUCUUUAUGAUGUCUUCAAAGGAUUAUUGAUAUGAGCCUUCUUCUGUUUGAGACUUGUGGGGAAGACUCCAGGAACCUCUCUCAGAAGAACAUAGUAGUCCACAGCUGCUGCAAAUCCUUCCUCUGAGUUACUAUACUAUAAAUGGGAGAGAGCCCUUCUGGCUGGGGAAUAUGCUUUUCCUUUCAGAGUUUUUUAUUUAACGGAAUAAUAUUUCUAAUGUCAUUUUAAAGGAAAUUGGAGUGCUAUCUGAUGAUGUUUCUUCAAUUUAUUUUCUUGUGGUGAUCUCUACCUGCUUUGGAAAGGAAUAAUCAUUUCACCUGUUGGUCCUCCAGUGUGAGCUACCCAGAAAAUCGUUCGUAUACAUCUUCUCUUUGUUUCCCGAGCCUCAUUAACAUGGUUAAAGCUAAAGUGCUUGAAGUCCAAGCACAAUAAACAUGAUUUCUGCAGAUUUGGCUUCCAUAUCCGUUUUUUCUGGAUGCUUGUUAUGUCAUAUAUCCAUGUUCAUUCAAUGGAUUGAUAAGAUAGAUAUACUCACCUUUAUCUUUGUUUUAGGGAAUCUGUUUUGAGGAAGGUGCUCAGUUGGCAAAGGUGAAUUCCUGUUCUCACCAUUAUUAUGUAAACCUGUGUGGAUGUAACUCCUUACAUCAGAGAAUUUUUUUCAAAACAGAAGUACAUGUAUAACCACAUAUAAUCAUGUAAGUCACUUGUUGCCAGCGACUUAAAUAGUAACACUAUAUAUAAUGAAUUUUUUGUAGAAUUUUUGUGCUACAUGCAAAAAUAUAACCAAGUUGCAAUUUCAAAGAAUUAUUAUUCAGAAGAAAAACCAAAUAAAAUCAAGAAAGUUCACAACAUUUUAGAAUUUCUUGUUGAAGGGAGAAAAGAUUUGAACAGCCAAUACAGGAUAUUCAUUACAUUAUUUCCUGUCGAGUUCUUCUACCCAGAAUAAAGAGUCAAACCUCUUAAAGUGGGUAAAAGUAUAUGUCACCGCGGAUCUACAUCUCACUACUUGCUGUUAGUUGAAGGUUAUGACUAUGGCCUCUUCUUUAUUUAUUGUAUUCAAAUAAAUACUUUUUUCAAAUGUUUUUUGUGCCGAUUGUAAUGUUUGUAUUUACCUAAUCCGAGCACUUAAGGUCAUGUCUCACUCAAUUUGCUCUUCUUGUCCACCAUCUCAUGAUGAUUUUAAGCAAUUUUUUAAUGUUCUGUUUUAAUUGUUAGAUUUAAACGUUGAGCAGUGUGUGCCAUUACAACAUUCAAUUUCAGAAAAUGAGACUUUCACUGGGCAUUUAUAAUGUUGCUCUUCUUAUACAUUCCUGAACUUUUAUAAACAUCAUACUGAAUUACCAAGAAAAUAAUAGAGCAACUUUACUCUCCAUGGUUCUUGAGCUUCCUUAUUAUGUAUUCCCCUGGUCAUGACAAAUGUGAUGCAUUUUCAUAGAAUAAAAGGCAUUUUUGCAUUCAAUUAGAACUGGUUUGGAUUGGCCCCAUGUCAGAGCUUUAAACUGAAUGCUUCCUAUUUUAAAUUCAACAUGAACGAUAAUUCAUGGAUACUAUGUUUGUUUGUGAUUUAUUGCAACAAUUCGAUUGGUUCAUUGUUGUAUUGAAGAUUGAAUGCCUAACACCGUUUGAAGUAGCAUCCGAUAAACAUUUUUUCCUUUGUUAACAUAAGAUUCCGUUGCUUUUCGACUGCAGUAGUUCCUUGGAUAACAUAGCUAUCUCUUGCAGAUAAAUUUUCUUUUGAGGGUGGCGGCUAUGCAUUCAUUUGAAUCAGUCUGUCGGACCCCAAAUUUCUUGGACAAUAUUUCUGAUGACCCGUCGCUAACAAUGGGAAGUAGUGUAUAUGCUGCAUCUAAAAACGAUAUGAGCCUUUAUCAUAAGCUAUGGAGCAAUGGCUGGAAAAUCAUUCUUACAGGCGAGAUUUUUUAUUAUACAUUUUACGAGAAAAAAAUCUUGCCACUAAUUUCGUCUUGAAAUUGGGAUAUUAUGAUAUAUCAUGGUUUACACACCCCGGAUGUCUUUCUGAAGAAACUAACUGUUCUAUUUUAUGUAUAGGUGUGAGCAUUGACCUGGUGGAAAGUGAAAAUCUGUUGUUCAUUGAAAAAUUAGAAGAGUUGCUCAUCACACUUUGCCGUUUCAAGAAAAUGGUCUGUUUUCAAUUCUUUAUCUGACAUGCAUUUACUUUUAGUUUAUUGAUCCCUGUGUAGGUGUAACGUUUUAAUGUUACUGAACACAAUUUCUUUGUGAGUCCAGGUAAUAAGCAAUGUACAAGAUAUCAUAGUUGGUUAUGUCAUGAAACCAUCUCGUGAGGAAGAUUUUCUGAAGGCAAGUAAUAAGAAAAAAACAAAAAAUCAGAAAUGAGUAUAAACCACCAGCUUUUAUAGCCAUUUUUCUUUUGUUUCAUUGCAGAGAGGUGCUUUCCCUAUGUGUCCAACCGAAAAUGGAUUGGUAUUUGUUCCCAUAAUUAUGGAAAUUUCCUUACCAUAUCAGAUGCAAGUAGUUGAUGCAGUUCUCCACAAAGCAACAGAUGAAAUCAUCAGGAUUGAUCUUUCUAACUCGGAUUUUCCCAAGGGGAUUACUUACUCAAAGGGCAUGGAAGAUCUAGAAAGGUAAACUUCAUUUCAUCCAUUCUGGUAUUUAGUGACUCAAACACAUCAGGUCACUUUACAUUAAAUGAUUAAAGAACAAAAGUGACAAUUAGAAAAUAAUUGGAUUUGGUCCUAUAUAAUCAAUUUUUUUCUGUACCCUGGCAUUCUUAUGGAUGAAAUUAUAUGCAUUGCCACUGAAAUAUAGGAACACCUUUUUCACUAACUUGGUUUCAGAUUUAGUAUGUUCCAGUGGACUGCAGUUACAAAGAGAUAGGCAGGGGUAGUGACCUUUUUCUGUUCUUCUGGCCUUGGUUGGCGCGUGCAACUCUUCCUUUACUCUUCUAACUUCGAAGGAGAAAGGCCAGAUCUGGAUGGGAAUGAAAGGAUUUCCGGUGGCUCUACUUUUUCUCUCAAAUCAAUAUUAUUAGAUAUACCAUGUGUAAGUCAGAUCGGGGUAUGGCUCAUUCCCAUCAAAAUGGAACCUAAAAAAUCAGCAGGUAGUGAUUUCGCUGUCAUGUUUAGUAUGUUGUAAGACUUUGUAUUCUUGUAGUCAGGGACAAGGGAAAAUGGGGUUAAUGUAAAUGUAAAUUUUGUUCUUUCCUGUUUUGAUGUUUCUUAAAUGACUCAGUCAUGGUUAAUCUAGAUAUGAAUGCAAAAAUUUACUCAACAUUAUAGAGCUUAACGAUGCUACUUUGUUGGUCUGGGAAUUUCGGAUGUAACAAUACUGUGACUUCAAUUCAAUUGCAUACUACUACUGUAUGUAUGAAUUUUUGCUGUCCUUCAAGUUUAUGGAAUAUGAAUUUUAUGCCGUUUUUAUGAUGAUUAGAAAUAUGAAAUUCCUUUUUCGAGUUAAAUUCAUUUGCCAGGUAUAUGAAGGAUAACCCUCAGUGUUGCAUUAUUGACCCACUCAAUAAUGUGUGCCCUUUACUUGAUCGCUUUCGAAUUCAACAAAUUUUGCAUGGAUUGGAUGAUGUUGAUGGCCAGACGAAACGUAGAAUAAGAGCCCCAAAAUUUUUGAAGGUAUGCUACUUAUAAUAUCUGCUUAAUGUAAGCUUGAAAAUGAGAUGACAGAAAUGAAUAUUUUAUGUGCAUAUUACAAUGGUCAAAACAGCACCUUUAUUUUCUGUUAAUGUAUUGGCUACAAUGUUAGUGGUUCUCUCUAUCUCACCUUGUGCCACGACAUCUCCUACUUUUAUGUGGAUACAUAUGGACAGACAGUUCAUCCAAUUGUCUCCUUGUAGUAUUGUCUAAAAUCAUAUUGUAUCCAGUUCAUCGUCUUGAGACCAUGUAAAUAAAACUCAUCUUAAAAAUCAUGAUGUAUUGUGAAUCUACUUUAUUUUUAUCGAUUUUCAAUGAUUAUAAAAGUUCCUACAAGAAAAUUGUUAGAUUUUAUUACUUUACUAGGUUGUCUCACAUGACAGUCUGAUGGUUGCAUAAAUAAAGGUACCUUAAUAUUACAUCAAGAAUGAAUCGAUGUUAGAAAUUAUUUAUCACUGUUGACUAAGUUUGUCAAAAAAUAAAGAUAGAAGUCUUGGUUAUUUCUGUAUUUUGAUGUUCUAAGAGCCCAUGGGACUACUAAACAUGUCUUCCUGGCCCUGGCUUCCUUUGGGACUACCAUUUAUAGAAUUCUGAGCAUUAACUUUAUCACUAUUCAUAAAUAGAUCUGUGAUUUUGAUAUAAGCCUUAGCCAAGCUUCUGCCUGGGCAAUCAAGGAUAUUAUGCCUAGGUUAUAAGGUGAGACAAAUAUAUGACACUUUUUACAAGUAUUUUAAAAAUUUGAGAAACGAAUAUAAUAUUUUUUUAAUAAGGAAUGUGACUCAUUUGGGUGCCAUGAACAACAAAGGUGACUCGUUUAUUCUCAUAUUGCUCUCCUUGGUGGUCCGGAUAUCCAAGGUGUUCAGGGGGCUCUGUUACAUAGCCGUUGCCUCAAAUUAUUCAGCCCUAUAAAUAUACAAGGGAGAAGCAGUGUCGCUCAGUUGCUAGGGUGUAGGUGAGCUUGGAAGGAUUAGAUCGAUCUUGUCAUCUGCUGGAGUUUGGCUUUCCCUUAAACAGGAGAAAGCUAUUGUAGACGGCUGUGUUGAUAGAUAGAUAACCAAUGCAGAAAUUUAAAUUCAGGUGCCAGAUUUUUUUUUCCUGCCUAAUGACUUCUUCGGAUGUCACUGAAUUGUCAUUCUUCUCCAAAAAAUCCAUAGAUAUUUGAUUUCUUCAUUAAAUAUGCUCCGUCGCAUAGCUAGACACUAUAAGUAAGACGGGAGACCUUUGAUGAGAGAAGAGAGGAGAGUCUGAUUCUGGGUGGCUCUCCUCUCUUAUUCUUUGUUCAAUUUCCUUUCUCACCCAUUGUCGACUCUUUCCUCUUUUUUUCUUUUACCCGCAUCUUCUUACCUUUGUUUCUUGAAGAGUUAUGUCUCAUAUUCCAACUUCUGGAUCUCUGUUUCCUGUUCUUUUCCCCAGAAAUCUGUUCAAUUAUUCAAAUUGGGCACAAGUAUUGCAUAGUUUCUCUUCAUUUCAGUGAGGUAUGAUAUUAAUUAUGUUGGUAUCGUAGUUCCAACAAUGAGAGCAGGUUUCUAACUAUUUGGCCGUGUUGUGAGUCAAUGUUAUUGAUUCCACUUGUAAUCUUGAAUUCGUUAUUUUCAAUCCUCAAAAUCAUCCCAGAAGAAAAUUAUAAUUAACUUGAUUUUAAUCAUAUGCCUGAAUUAACUUAUGUUUUAUGUUGUAGGUGCAUAAUUCUGAAACUUAUGCACCGAUGGUUAAAUAUAUUCCAAAGCUUCAGAAUAACUAGCAGAAUUAAAGAAAGUCAGAUUGCGUCUCCUUUAUGCAAAUCCCACAUGCAUACUCCAUCGAUUUUGUUUGGAAUGGAGCCAGAUGAGUCACAUGAAGUCUUUUAGGAGAUGAUGGUUGUGUUUUGGAAUUUCGUCUGGUAUCACGUCCUACCAUGGUGUCAGGGAACAGAUUGUUCGGAUUUUGGAGCGCACAAGACAGAAGACAGAUAUUUACUCAAUUAAAAAUGUAGGUUCGCACCAGAUGUGCCCCAAGGGGCAAACCCUAGAGUAGUUGAGUCUGUGUUAACCACUCGAGAGGGUUUAACUCUUGCCUGCGAUUGUGCUGCCGGAAACAUGCCCCUCCUCUCGUCCUCCAGCCCUAAUACCCCUUUAACAAAGCACCCUCUCCCCCCGCGUCUAAAGCUCUAACCCUCACGUGACACCCCUUGCCUCAGAUCAGAUAGCUGGAAUAGCCAUUCCUCAUCUGACUCAGAGUGGAAUCACAUUGUCCAAGAAGAUCCAAGGCCUUUACACCAUCUAGUCAGCUAUUUGGGUCACUUGCAGAAGGUUGGAUACCUUAAACAUUCGUUCAUCUAACAUAGAUUGGGGAGUUCUUGGCCAAUUUGCUGAUUCCAUUAAGUUUUACCCAAGAUCAGGCAAUGGAAAUUCCAUGUACCAUGUGUAUUCCAUGAUGUUGCCCCAAUAUGCUGGAAAAAUGCCUUUGGUAAAUCCAUCAGGCCUGAAGACUUGAAUGUGUAUAAAGAUGGCCUUCUUCACUGUCUCUUCGUUGACAUAUGGUGGCUUAAUCUUUUUAGACCGGUGCACCAAAAAGUCGUUAAUCUUCUCCGUUUUAUUACAUAUGUUGAAAUCUGAUAUCUAUAGGGAUUUAUUACAUAUGUUGAUGACGUUUUCUAUUUAUUCCGGUUUAUUUUGUUACAUAUCUAACUUUCUGUAUCACCUAUGGUAUUUGUGGUGUAUAGGUUGAUGAUUUUCAUGAUCCCGAAUUGAUGGACAGAAUACUGGAGUCAAAUUUAUCCUUUCCUUGUAUUGUAAAGCCGCAAACGGCAUGUGGAGUAGCUUAUGCUCAUAAUAUGGUAAUGGCAUGUUAUUGGAUUUUCUGCGUUAGAUUGUGUGAAUGCAUUAUUACUUCAAAAGGUAUGAUGUUUUAGGCUUCUGUUGUACUCUAGCCGACAAUGCAAGAUUUGGUAAUCUAGUACUUCCCCACUUGUUGGAUGAUUGAGUUUCAGCGUUUUUCUUAACUUGACAUAGGUUGCCGUAUUGCAGCAGUGCUUGCUAAGGAAUAUCAUAUUUAAUCCCAUUAGGCAUAUGCUUAUUAUUCCUAUUUUUGCUAUUAUGGAAAUAAGUAUUUCAUUGUUGAUAACCUUGGAUUGUUCUACAACAGAAUGGUUUCUUAUUAUUGAAUAUGAGCUGGGAGUGUUUUAUUGUUUAUAUUUAAUUAAGUUAUUAAUUUUAUUUUUUCUAAUCUUACUUGUUCACAGGCAUUGGUAUUUAAAGGCGACGAUUUUGAGAAUCUACAUGUGCCACUUCCAGCCAUUGUUCAGGUAAACUUAAGUAUUUGCUCUUUUAUGAAAUUCUUCUUUUUUUUCUCUUGACAUGGAUAACGUUAACUGUGGUAGACAGUGCUAGGCUAGCUGUGGUAUGAUUGGGGAUCAAAAGAGUUCUCUUUAACUACCUAUUUGUUCUUCAUUAAUUUCAGGAGUAUGUGGAUCAUGGGUCUACAAUUUACAAGGUUUAUGUGUUGGGUGAAAAGGUGUUUUAUGCUGUUAAGAAGUCCAUGCCAAAUGCAAACAUCCUUUUAUCAAAUUCAGAGAAGAACGCUUGUGCCCCUAUCCUCUUUGACAGGUAUGCUCGGUAAUCAAUACUAGCUGACAUUUUUUUAUUUCUUUUAUUUCACUAUAUUGCCAGCAUCAAAUCAUAUAACAUCAUGCAAUAAUGAUGACUUAAUUUUGUUGAGCAGCUUGAAAUCUCUUCCAAUUGAAAAAGAGGAAUUACCUUCCAAAAGGGAAUCGGUGGCACAUACAUAUUCACUUGAUAUCGACCUAAUUAACAAUGCUGCAGACUGGCUGAGGAGAUACCUUGAUCUCACCAUAUUUGGGUUUGAUGUUGUUGUAAGCAUUCUCCACUACAUGAUCUUUCAUUGUAGACAUGCUGCAUUAGUGAGCUAAACAGGAUGACAAGAUUUACAUCAUGUUAAUCUUUGUCUCUUCAUUUUACAUUUUGUUCAUGCUUAUGGGGAUUUGUCAUGGCUGAUUUGAAUAUUUUAGCCUUCUCCGACUAGGGCAGUCUGUUGAUCAUAGAACUGAUGGUGAUUAUUAGUUUAGAUUUGUCUUGUCUUUUUUUCUAUCGAACUUAAGUUGUCUCAAUUUGUUGCAUAAUCGAAACUUGAGAAUGAAGAUGGCAGUUGGUGGACCCAAGUCAGGGCUAGGGUGUGUGGUCAGAGGGUUUUAGGAUUGCAAACUUUUGGGUAUGAUCCUUGUCAAAUGUAGUGGACCCUUAUAGUGUCAUGGGCCCCUUAUGUUACGGGCCAUCCCAGUUGCCAAACACGGCCCUUUAUGUUACCAUCUAGGGUUCAGAUAUAAACCCCAGACUGUGAUCAUUGUCGGGUUGCUUUUUGCCCUUUUUCACUUUCUACAAUCCUAUCCUAGAUUCGACCAAGGCACUCUCUUUCCUUAACUCUGGUUUUCAAGCUCAAGCCUAGGACGCAUAGGCUUAGUAGGGCUUCUGGGCAUACCGAACACAUUGACACCCCUAGAGCUAAAUGUAUUUCAUGCAUUUUGAGACUCAUCUGGCUUAAAAUUAUAUCCAUAUCUCCAGAUUUGGUUGCAUGGUGCUAGAAGGUAAAAGAAAAAACUGGGGGGGAUGGCAAAAAUGGGAGACUAACGGUUAAAAUGGAUGCAGUUUUCAUUGAAGUUUUUUAUGAAAAGAGUGACAGAGAGAAAAUAGAGCAACAUAGAACCUAUAAGAGGAGUGUUUAAAUGCGCAAUAAGUUGGGCUCUACCUAGAGGAGUGAAUAAGCUCCUAAAGGAUUGAAAAAGUAGAUGUCCUAUAUGCAGACGGCGCAAAUGGGGCUUUUAUAUUUUCUCUAACAUCAUUUCUUAUCAUAACCUAGACAACUAGAUACCCAUCAAGGUCUAGAUAGUAGAAUCUUUCACCCUCAUGGCUGCUCACAAACAUUUCGUUAGUUUUAAUCUCUUAAAAUAGAUGGUAAUUUGGGAAGAAUGUCAUUAAACAACUGAAAGUCAUAGGAUCAAGUCACUCAUUUGCAGUAAAUUCAAGGAACAUGAAGAGCCAUAGGGCAUUGUGAAAUAAAAACUCAUCUGCUUCUCUUCAUGUAAUACUCGUAAAAUUUGUGUGAUAAUAUCGUUUGAUAUCUCCCUUGGUCAACAAAAAUGGGCUUAGAGCCAUUAGCAACAGUCAAUUCAUACUUCUCAUAGCCCAAACAACUAUGAGGUACAGACUAGAUUAGUUAUAGGUUAUGGGGAAACUCCUGCAAUAUUUAUUUGGAGAAGUGUGUUUUGUCAAAAAAUUUAAGUUUCUUCUGGAUAUAUUAUACGUGAGAAUUUUCAUCGUGAUGACUGUUUCUACCAGAUUUAUUGCAAUGCCUCUUAUUCACUUUAUUUAGUAGAAUGCCAGUGACACUUUUGUUGAUUUCUAACUAGAAUUCUGUAGGCUAGAGGGAUUACGAAGUUCUCAUCACCUGCAUCACAAUUAGAUUCUCCAGUCAUGGCUUCUCUCCUCCCCUCAUCAUUCAUGGCUUAGUAGUAAACUUAGAAUCUAGCUUUCAAAUGUCUCAAAGUCCUGGAUUAGAGCAUCCAAGAAUUUGAUUAUUUAGUUAAAUUAUAUGUAUUAAAGGGGCAUUUUUUUUUAUCUGCCACAUCAUUCCAUUCACUAAUAGAAUAAGAGUCGUCAAUAUCCUCCUGCUUACUCUUCAGUCUAUGGUGACUAGCAUUGGGUAGAGGUUCAUGCUUUACUUUAUAAACUUCAUGUGUUAGUAGAGGGAUGACUGAUUCGGUUGAGGAUGAACAAGAUUGGGGGUCCAGAUAUAUGACAUAAACUGACCUUGUGGGUCAUCAUGGUGUUUGUUUCAGAUUCAAGAAGGCUCUGGAGACCAUGUUAUCGUUGAUGUGAACUAUCUUCCUUCUUUCAAGGAAGUCCCUAACAAUGAUGCCAUACCAGCAUUUUGGGACGCAAUCAAAAAUUCCUACAUGACCAGAAAACUGAAAUCUACAUCUCCUUCUCAUUUUGUUGUUUCGUGA
Molecule: messenger RNA, 10396 nt
Organism: Spirodela intermedia
Lineage: Eukaryota; Viridiplantae; Streptophyta; Magnoliopsida; Alismatales; Araceae
Source: the annotation of a GenBank genome assembly